Molecule: messenger RNA, 1469 nt
Organism: Odocoileus virginianus texanus
Lineage: Eukaryota; Metazoa; Chordata; Mammalia; Artiodactyla; Cervidae
Source: RefSeq, a predicted model, not a curated record
UCUGCCUUGGAGACCGGGGCUUGCCCCCUUCCUUCUGCUUUGGAUAUAGAGCUUCAGUCUCCAUCAUCAACCAUCCAGGGAGGAAUUUGGACUUCCACCCAGUGAUCUUCUUCUCAGAGUUCCCAUCAAGCUAUUGUGAUGCCACAUGUCAUGUGCCUGGAGAACCCUCUGCUGUACCUUCAUGAUGGAACCAGAGUGAAAAGAAUCUUAGUAUUGCUAUGAAAACAGUUUUGAUGUCACAGAAUUCCUUUGCAAAGUUCUCAGAGACGCUUUGAGAACCACUGUUUUGUGUCAUCAGUAGUCACCUCCAGCACAUGGAACCACGGAAUGAUACACUAAUUUCACAAUUUUUUCUUCUGGGAUUCUCAGAUGCACCAGCACUGCAGUCUCUCAUAUUUGGUCUUUUCCUCUCCAUGUACUUGAUCUCUGUAUUGGGGAACCUGCUCAUUAUCCUGACUGUCAGCUCAGACUCCCACCUCCACACCCCCAUGUACUUCUUCCUCUCCAACCUGUCCUUUGCAGACAUCUGUUUCACCUCCACCACCAUCCCAAAGAUGCUGUGGAACAUCCAGAGCAAGAACAAAGUUAUAACUUACGAAGGCUGCAUCACACAGAUGUAUUUUUUUGUACUCUUUGCAGUGUUGGAUGACUUACUCCUGACUGUGAUGGCCUAUGACCGGUUUGUGGCCAUCUGUCACCCCCUGCACUACACGGUCAUCAUGAAUCCACGCCUCUGUGGUCUGCUGGUUCUGGUGUCCUGGAUCCUGAGUGUCCUGAACUCUUUGCUACAAAGUUUAAUAGUUUUGGAUCUGACCUUCUGUGAAGACUUAGAAAUACCCCAAUUUUUCUGUGAACUCAAUCAGGUCAUCCAACUUGCAUGUUCUGACACCUUUCUUAACAACAUGAUGAUAUAUUUUACAUCACUGCUUCUGGCCAUUGGUCCCCUGGCUGGAAUCCUUUACUCUUACUCGAAGAUAAUUUCCUCCAUAUGUAGAAUAGCAUCAGCUCAGGAGAUGUAUAAAGCAUUUUCUACCUGCGCAUCUCACCUCUUGGUCGUUUCCCUGUUUUAUUGUACAAGCCUAGGGGUGUACCUUAGCUCUGCUGUUACCCACAGCUCACACUCAAGUGCAGCAGCCUCAGUGAUGUACACUGUGGUCACACCCAUGCUGAACCCUUUCAUCUACAGUCUGCGGAACAAAGACAUAACUAGAGCUCUGAAAGCAUUUAUGGGACAGCAGCUCUAACCAGGAUGACUUUCCUGAGUCUCAAGAAGUGCCCUUGACUGCAGGACAGAGAGCAACUGAGCCAGGAACUGCUUUUCCUUGAUCACUUUGUGGACGUAGACCUUGUUCUUUCUAUUGAUUUCCAUGAGUGUCCAUUUCUUUGUCUCCACCUCUUUAUACAAUUUAAGUAACUCACUUUGUAAUUCACUUCCGGAGUCUGAUAAAGUUUUCCCAUUUAUCCUUUGU